CGGACGGUGGUAUAUCUAGCGCAAACGUCAUCUUCAUAUGUCCAUCACACUCACUUAGACCCUUCCCUCCAAUAUGACUGUUAUAUCAGAUGGACCCGAGUGGUGGCCGCUAAUUAAUUCAUAUCGUUUGUGCAGCUAUUUUUUAGUCGCUUCCUUUACUGCGGUCGUAUACGAUUGGGCCCUGACAUUUGGACAAGAGUUAGAACUGAUCUGGAGACAACGCUGGUCCCACAUGACCAUUUUAUAUCUCAGCGUGCGCUACGCUGGACUACCAUACGCCGUCGCUGUUGUGCUGUCGGGUCUUCCGUCGGUGUCGGUAUCAGAUGGAGGCUGCAAUGUCAUGUACUUCGCACAAAAUUGGAUGACCGUGGUGAUAAUUGCCAUAUUGUGUGUCAUCGUGAGCAGUCGGUUAUAUGCCAUGUAUCGGCGAUCCAGGAAGAUGCUCGUCUUCCUCAUUGCGAUCUUCCUACCUGUCACAAUCACCUGCGUAGUGCUCGCCGCAAUAGGAAGCAGCUAUAUUUCUGGAGAGGAGUUUAUCCUGUCCGGCACCUAUCUAUGUCAAUAUGACCUCAAUGGAGUUGUCAAAAUUCUGAUGUUCAUGACAUGGAUCCUCUGCACUGUAUGGGGGGUUCUUGCACUGUGUCUUGCAGUCUGGAUUGUUGUAAAAUACUUCCGUGAAGUGCAACAACUAUCAACAGGAGGGACCAUUACAAACUGUUUCAUGGUGUUAACAAAAAUUCACAUGAUUUAUUUCGUAUUUUUUGUUGCUGUUUGUUCUAUUGGCCUCGGUGCUUUCUCUCCAAAUUUAUAUGUAAGCUGAUAUGUUAUCGAGUUCGUGUUUGUGACUGUUAAUCAUUUCUGUAGAACUCAUCAUCCGCGGGCGCUGAGGUUUAUAAUGGUGUUCUUCAAAUUUUGUUGCUUGUACAGAUGUUCGUGCUAGGACCACGUCUCAUCCUUGGUGUCCGAGAGCAUGACGCUCAACUCGCAGUCAACACCGAUGCUGGACCGUCCUUCACCACUAUCAUCUUCCAGGAGCACGACCUUGUGUCGAUUAGCAGUAAUGUGUAGUAAGAGACACGCUACAAGUGAGUAACACUUGUCGGGUUGUCAUCUGCGGGAAGCACGAGAAUUUCAUUUAGGGUUUUCAUCAUGGUGCUGAUAUACCGUAUUUAAGUAGAUUUAAAAUAAAAA
Molecule: messenger RNA, 1191 nt
Organism: Suillus plorans
Lineage: Eukaryota; Fungi; Basidiomycota; Agaricomycetes; Boletales; Suillaceae
Exons: 13
Coding region: 74-820 (248 amino acids)
Source: RefSeq, a predicted model, not a curated record